AUGGAUGCUGCAGGGUUGAAGUUGAAGUCUGCUAAGGACUCGCUGGUGUCAGCGUUGUUCGAGUUGUCCAAGUCCGCUAACAAUACUGCUUCUGCCAUUGUUGAUUUCUACAAUACCAUUGGCGAGGAUGAUGAAGAGAGGCUAGAGGCGUUCACCACGCUGACCGAGUCUUUGCAGACCCUGACGUCUGCGUCGAACCAGCUGCAUGGUAUAAGCUCUGAUCUUGUCAACCCCAUGGACGAGGAUGCGUCCUCUUUGCUGAUGGGCAAAGGUAAGAAGUCCAAGUCCGGCGACGAUGAUGCCGAUGGUGCCGACGACCAGCCACCUCAGAAGAAGAAGCCCGUCCGUGACCCUAACGCCCCAAAGAAGCCGUUGACCGUCUUCUUUGCGUACUCUGCGUAUGUGCGCCAGGAGCUGCGUGACGCUAGAGCACAAGCCGGCUUGCCCCCUCUGUCAUCCACCGAGAUCACCCAGGAGAUCUCCAAGAAGUGGAAGAACCUCAGCGACGAGGAGAAGGAGAAGUGGAAGCAGGCCUAUAACGUCGAGCUCGAGAACUACCAGGUCGAGAAGCAAAAGUACUUGGAGGCCAAGAAGAACGGCACUCUGCCUGAGUUCAUGGACCCAAGCACCAACCACGCCCCAGUGCCAUUGCCCGCCAACUUGCAAAAGAGAUCAAUCGAUGAGAUCUACGGCGGUAGCGAUGGCCACAAGGUCUCCAGCAGCGGUAACGGUGAGAACACCGGCUCCAGCGAAAAGAAGAAGAAGAAGAAGAAGAAGGAUAAGAAGAAGGAUAAGAACAGAGACGCCAACAGAGACAAUAACUAA
Molecule: messenger RNA, 825 nt
Organism: Nakaseomyces glabratus
Lineage: Eukaryota; Fungi; Ascomycota; Saccharomycetes; Saccharomycetales; Saccharomycetaceae
Gene: HMO1
Product: Hmo1p
Molecular function (GO): DNA binding, bending
Source: RefSeq, a predicted model, not a curated record